AUGGAUCUUGUACAGACAGUACGCAAGGAAGGCAGUCGUGGCGGGCGGAACGAGUUCAAGUGGGAAGAUGUCAAGAAUGAUUCGCAGCGCGAGAACUAUCUCGGCCACUCUCUCAUGGCGCCCGUCGGCCGGUGGCAGAAAGGACGAGACCUGAACUGGUAUGCCCGAGGCGGAGAUGGUGAAGAAGGAGAGAAGAGCGAGGCCGACAUCAUCAAAGAAGAGAAGCGCAAACUCAAGGAAGCGGAGGAAGACGCCAUGUUGAGGGUUAUGGGACUGCCUGUUCCGGAACGUGCCAGCACCAAUGCGAAUCUUACACCGUUGGGCGAGAAGGCUCAUGCAGCGGAUGUCGAUAAAGCGCUCGAGAAGAAUGCGGAGGAGGAGCCUGACAAGGACGAUGAGAAGAAGGAUCGACACCGCUCAAGGAGAGAUCGAGGAGAUAGAGACAAAGAAGACGAAAGAAGGAGGAGGAAGCGGAGGUCAAGGAGUCGUUCAAACCACAGGCACGGGCACGAAAGACGGAGAGACCGAUCAAGGUCACGCGAGGGCAGGCGACACAGGCAUAGGGAUGACGAACACGAUCGACGUAGGCAUCGAUCUAGGGAAAGAGACCGUGCGCGGGAAAGACGUCGAAGUAGGAGUCGUGACAGGGAGCCUGAUUCGCGCCAUCAUCGGAGAAGGGAGCGGCCCUUGGAUGAUGAGCGGCCGCGCUCGCGGGAUCGUCACCGAGACAGAAGUCGAUCGCCCUACCAGUCACGUCGAAGAGAUGACUGA
Molecule: messenger RNA, 771 nt
Organism: Aaosphaeria arxii CBS 175.79
Lineage: Eukaryota; Fungi; Ascomycota; Dothideomycetes; Pleosporales
Exons: 2
Coding region: 1-771 (256 amino acids)
Source: RefSeq, a predicted model, not a curated record